Messenger RNA from Brienomyrus brachyistius, 1703 nucleotides. Its product is annotated as alpha-(1,3)-fucosyltransferase 7-like. Lineage: Eukaryota; Metazoa; Chordata; Actinopteri; Osteoglossiformes; Mormyridae. The transcript has 2 exons. Gene Ontology annotation, cellular component: membrane. Gene Ontology annotation, molecular function: alpha-(1->3)-fucosyltransferase activity. The record is from RefSeq and is a predicted model, not a curated record. The coding region runs from base 256 to 1290 and encodes 344 amino acids.
CGUCAUAGAAUACACUUUUCACUUGUGUAUGUGUGAUGAGAUGUCCAGCUCCGCUCUGGAAGCCCAUAACCUGAGGUAAGCAAGAUAAAGGAGCCGAGAAUCCAGGAACUGACUACAGACUGGCCAUCAGCACAAAGGGGAAAUGCCAGGUAAGCAUACAGGAAAGCGCGGACAACACACCUUGUCACACCGAAGCCGCCUUCAUGUUCAACUUAGAGCUGAUCAGUGUCAAAUGCUGCCGCUGCAGUCUCAUCCAUGGAUUUCAAGAAAUGCCGAAAGUUCCAUGUCUUUUUGGUUCUCGCCCUGGUCUUUGUCAUCAGUUGCAGCGUCUCAUACAAGUGGUCGAUCAGUGGCAGGAGGCAGGAGGCAGUACGCGGCAAGGUCACCAUUCUGGUCUGGCACUGGCCCUUUGGAAACAUCUCCACAUUGCAGAAGGACGAGUGCUGGGACAGUUACCAUGUCCCCGGCUGCAACCUUGUGGACAACCGCAGUCUCCUCUCUCAGGCUGACGUGGUGGUCUACCACAACCGUGAACUGCAAAAUGGUGUUUCCAAGCUGCCCCUUGACCUGCCUCGCCCACCAGCACAAAAGUGGGUGUGGCUUUCCCUGGAGUCUCCAAGCAAUAAUGGGGAUCUGAGACAGUAUGGAGGCCUGUUCAAUUGGACCAUGACAUACCAGAGUGAUGCUGACAUCUGCUUGCCCUACGGAGAGCUGAUUCCCAGAACAACCAAAGGCAAUUAUACUAUCCCUGCUAAGCAAACCCUGGCCUGCUGGGUGGUCAGCAACUUCCAGUCAAGUCAGAAAAGAUCUGAAGUGUACAUGAGUUUGAAGAACUUGAUCCCUGUGGAGGUUUAUGGACACUGGGCUAAUAAGCCACUAAAUGACGAACAGGUGUUACCCAUUAUUUCUCAGUGCUACUUCUACCUGGCCUUUGAGAACUCAGUGUAUAGAGACUACAUAACAGAGAAGCUGUGGUACAACGCCUUUCUGGCCGGCACUGUGCCAGUUGUGUUGGGCCCACCUCGAGCUAACUACGAGGCCUACAUUCCUAAAGACUCCUUCAUCCACGUGGACGACUUCGCCUCCAUUACAGAACUGGCCACUUUCUUAAAUGAGUUAGCCUCAGACAAAGAGCGAUACAAUUCAUACUUCCGUUGGCGCAGUGAUUAUUAUGUUAAAAUAUUCCACAGCUGGUCAGAGGAAUUUUGCAAAAUAUGUAAAAUAUAUGAACGCCUGCCACCCAGAAAGAUCUAUGAUGACUUGGAUUCCUGGUCCAGGCAUGAACCAUGAACUUAAUCUGGGACAGCGAGCUGGAGACCCGGGCUGCAUUAAAUAGCACAAGCUAAUCUAUCUAAUAUAUUUAAUAAUUUUAAAAUCAAGCCUUUCUUAAUAAAUAAUUAUGACUAAAGCAUUACAGAAUGUUAACAAUUUUUUUGUAGACAUUUGACAGAUGUUGAUAUUACUGUUGAUGUUAAUUAUUAAUGCUGUCCAUAUCUACCUGGGUACUGUACUGUACUGUUGCCAUGUUCUGCUUUUAGCCUAUUCUUGUGUAUGCUGAAUUAAUCCGAUUUUCAAAUUUCUCAAAUCAAAGCUGACAACUGGACCAUCUAUUUCAUUUUCUGGAAUAAUUAAAACUCAUAAAGUUUCCAUAAUUUAGAGAUAGUAGAAAAUUACAAAUGUUGAACAAAGACAAGUGGCACCUA